Molecule: messenger RNA, 2683 nt
Organism: Cheilinus undulatus (humphead wrasse)
Lineage: Eukaryota; Metazoa; Chordata; Actinopteri; Labriformes; Labridae
Product: fibronectin type III domain-containing protein 7-like
Exons: 14
Coding region: 88-2550 (820 amino acids)
Molecular function (GO): protein binding
Source: RefSeq, a predicted model, not a curated record
AGAAAAGGUAAAACAAGAGAGGAGUGAAACUUUUCUACAAGAAGAGAGAAACGGUGAAAAGAGUUUUUUAAGAGAAAGGUUUGAAGAAUGGGCGCAAUGAAGUGGAUGGCGAUUUCUGUCAUUUUGGGCAUAUGUUUAGAGGUUGCAGCCACAUCAGAUAUCCAGGUAAGCGUAUUCACAGCAACAUCCAAGACCGUUAUUCUCAGAUGGACCAGGUGUCCCGGAGCCACCUCAUACAAGAUCAUUGUCGCUGCCCAAAGCUCACCAGACGACCCAAUCGCUUUUGCCACAUAUGGACCCAAUACAGUGAUGGGAUCCAUCAACUCUCUGUCCCCGAACAUGAAGUACGCUUUAACAGUCGCAGCUCUGGAUGACUCCCAAACUAUACUGAGCAAUGCAACAAUAGAAUCAUCCUCAGCCCCUGAGAUGAUGGACCCCAUCCAGACCAUAAAGUCAAAGGACAGCAGGACCUUGUUUGUGGAGUUCGGCUUGAGGACUGGAGCGACUGGCUACAUCAUAAGAAUCCAGAACGACAAUGGCUUCCUCAGAGAAGACUCAGUAUCCUCAUCCCCUGCUAAGAUUGAGAACCUCACACCGUACACUUGGUACUCGCUCAGCAUCAUGGCGGAGAACAGUGGAGGUCGCAGUCAGCCGUCUGCCUCUGUAACUGUAAAGACAGUCUUGCCUCCUCCUCAGCUGUCCACCUCCUCUCCCAGCAAUGACAGUAUCGUUGUGUCCUGGCCCCCCGUCGCUCACGCUGUCCAGUACUCUCUGACCGUGUACAAGCUUGGCUCUAGUAGUGACAUGAAGUUUAAUACCUCCAACACAAAUUUCACUGUCACUGGCCUGGACGCUGGAUCACUUUAUUUCAUCAAAGGUUUCGCCUGGGAUCCAGAGGGCCGCAAGGGAGAGGGAAGUCCGUACAUCAACCAGACAACACGACCUCCGACACCAUCUUCUGUCAAUGUCACUAUGGUGAUGAAUAAUGGCGAGGCUGGACUCUCCGUCUCCUGGGAGAUGGAUCCAGAUGUCCACGGAUCCAUCGUGUACCAUGUGACGAGUGGCCAGAACCUGCAGUGUAACGGGACAAACAGCCCAUGUGUCCUGUCACCAGUGGGCUGUGGAGAGGUGCACAGUAUCCAGGUGACUGCUUCAAAUGAGGCCGGGCCUGGAUAUCCCACCGACCCCGUCAUCUUCACCACCUACCCCUGCCCUCCAGAGUCUCUAGCUCUCGUGGAGUCAUCAGAUGAAAACUGCACCCUGAUUUGGGACACCGUGGCUCACGCUGACCGCUAUCAGGCCAUCAUCAAGAGAGGAGACGGCAGCGAAGAAAUCUGCAACACCACCAACAACAACUGCACCUACCACUGUGAGUGUGGCUACACCUACCUGCUGUCUGUGUUCGCCUUCAACCAGGCGGGCCGCAGUCCUGAGGGAGAGAGUCUCAACCACACCACCUUGCCCUGUUGUCCCGAGGAUGUAUCCGUCUAUACAGUGAGUGCUGACACUCUGGAGAUUAUGUGGAAGGCCUCACGAGGGGCGGAGCUGUAUGAGACUCGGGCUGCAGACAAUUCAGAGGUCAUCCUGUGUAACGACACUGCACCAGUGUGCGCCCUCUCUGAUCUCAGCUGUGACAGCGCCUACAGCGUGGUAGUGACGCCCUGCAAUGACAUCAGCGGGUGCAACCGUGCAUGCAAACCUCACACCAAGGACACGGCUCCCUGUAUGCCAAAGAAUCUGCAGCUGAAUCCCAAAAACUCCUCCUGCGUCACCGUCAGCUGGACAGCAAACAACAGAGCAGCUACUUACACUGUUAGCGCAGUAACAGAUGGCGACAAACGCACCUGCACCACAGGUGGAAACAGCUGCGACAUAAACGACCUUCCCUGUGGGUACACAUAUGAAGUCAGUGUGAUAGCAACAAGCACCGCGGGUCAGAGUUUACCCAGCUUCUGGGACACUCUGGAGACAGAGCCCUGUUGCCCACAAAAUCUCACGGUUGAUCAGGUGACUCAGGCCAUGACCAACGUCACCUGGUCUCAUGCCAAAGGAGCUCAUUCAUUCAUCACUUCUCUGACAUCUACACGGGGUCAUGCCCGCUGUCACACCCAGGACUCCCACUGCCUCAUGGGAUGCAUCACCUGUGGGACCAACUACACCGUCACUAUGGAGGCAUACAGCCACAGCGGGCGCAGGACCAACUGCACCUAUGAGGGCUUCUCAUCCAGUGCAUGCUGUCCCUCAGGUGUCAGGCUCUAUAAGUUGUCCGGUAACUCUCUGAGGGUGCACUGGCGCAGCGCCGGCAGCGGCCACAGCUAUGUCACAGACAUGAUGGGCACUAAUAACAACUACACCUGCACAGCGUCCUCUGGGGUUAACAGCUGUGACAUCACCAACGUCCAGUGUGGAGACGUUUAUAAUGUAGUGGUGGCUCCGCUCACAGCAGGGGGCAGCAAAGUCCUCUUCUGCCCUCAGAGACUCUACUCAGUCACUUGUACAGGAAACAACAUCGUCACAGUGAUUUACAGAGGGAAGAGAAGCGUGGACUAGCACACACCUCUUCUCCACUGAUACAGCAAACACCAGCACCUUUUUCAUCCUUCUCUUGUUCCUUCAUCAGCACCACUGCAGUAAAGCCAUACUCUUGCCUGAAUGAAAGAAGGAUGAUGAAUGUAUAUUAAAC